AUGAGCAAUAUUAUUAGCAUAACGCGGCCGACCGUGAAGCAGGCCAAAGAUGAGGGUAGUGAUGAUAUGGAUAUUGAUGACGAGUUGAACCUGAAUGAUGUCAAAGCAAAGGAGAUACAAGAUAUAGUAGUUCCAGGUGAACUGAUCACGGAUGACCCAAGCUGGAUGAGGGGUCAUGGUACAUAUUACCUUGGUGAAAAGACCUAUUCGGCAGUUGCUGGCGUGAUACUUAGGGUGAACAAACUUUUAAGUGUGAUACCGUUUAAAGGACGAUACAAUCCAGAGACUGGUGACCAUGUAGUUGGAAGGAUCGUGGAUGUUACCAAUAAGAGAUGGAAGGUGGAUGUUGGAGCUGAGCACGAUGCUGUUUUGAUGUUAGGUGCGGUGAACUUGCCUGGAGGGGUUUUGAGAAGAAAAUCCGAGACAGAUGAGUUGCAGAUGAGAUCUUUUUUAAAGGAAGGAGACUUGCUUAAUGCUGAAGUUCAAUCUGUGUUUCACGAUGGUUCUGCCGCACUUCAUACACGUUCUCUUAGAUAUGGAAAGCUUCGAAAUGGUAUAUUUGUUUCGAUUCCAUCCAAUUUAAUUAUCAGAGCCAAGAAUUAUGCACAUGAUUUACCGGGUGGAGUUAGUGUAAUUUUUGGAGUGAACGGAUACUGUUGGCUAUACAAGACUAAGAUUGAUAAUUCACCGGGAGUUGGACCAAAGAGCUCAUUGGAGCGUAAAUUUGAGGCGGGCGUGAAAAUGGAUGCUGCUAAUUCUGCCUUUAGUCCGGGAAUGGGAAGUGAUGCACCAAAUAAACUUGAAGAGAAGGCAUCUUGGGACAUUUACAGCGAUAAGAAUGAUUCGAUUUCGGCUACGACAAAGGAAACAAUCUCCAGAUACAGGAAUAGUCUCUUGGCUUUGAGUAACUUUAAUGUUGCCGUUAAUGAAACACGUUUAUCUAAGGCAUAUGAGAUUAGUCUUGGUUAUGGGGAUGUGAGCGAGUUGGUGAAAUCAGAUAUUCAAAAGUCAAUUGCUGAAGACUUGAUAAACGAUGAAAAAAUGAGAGGUUGA
Molecule: messenger RNA, 1053 nt
Organism: Brettanomyces bruxellensis
Lineage: Eukaryota; Fungi; Ascomycota; Pichiomycetes; Pichiales; Pichiaceae
Exons: 1
Coding region: 1-1053 (350 amino acids)
Biological process (GO): TRAMP-dependent tRNA surveillance pathway; CUT catabolic process; U4 snRNA 3'-end processing
Cellular component (GO): cytoplasmic exosome (RNase complex); nuclear exosome (RNase complex)
Molecular function (GO): RNA binding
Source: RefSeq, a predicted model, not a curated record